CAGCCAGUUGCUGCUGGCCUAUAAAAUCCCUUUGUCUCAACACCCUUUUGUUCUGCGUCCUGUCCGUGGCUCACAACCAGAGAGAACCCAGGCUGAAAUCCAUUGUUUAUUGGUUCAUCAAGGCAUCACAAUGGGCGAUCAGGCAAGAAGACCUGGGAAUCCGAAAAUGGACAUCAAACCCAAGUCAAAGAUUUCGGCAUCCCGAAAACUUUCUCUAAAGAUGAUGCUUCUGAACAGAGCCAUGGAUGAUCUGGAGAGGGAGAAACAGGAGAGAGAAGAAGAGAGAAAUCGCUACCUCGAAGACAAUCUCCCUCCUCUGCAGCUUUCUGGACUCUCUCUGGGCGAGUUACAGAAUCUUUGCAAGCAACUCCAUGCAAAAAUCGAUGUGGUAGACGAAGAAAGGUUCAACUAUGAGGAUAAAGUUAUCAAACACAACAAAGAUAUCAAUGAGCUAAAGAUGAAGAUUCAGGAUCUAGGGGGGAAGUUCAAGAAGCCUGCACUGAGGAAGGUGCGUGUGUCUGCUGAUGAGAUGAUGAGGGCCCUGCUGGGCUCGAAACACAAAGGCUCCAUGGACCUCAGAGCAAAUCUCAAGUCUGUCAAGAAGGAGGACAUCAAACAAGAGAAGGUCCUGACCAGUGAAGUAGGUGACUGGCGUAAGAAUGUGGAAGCCAUGUCUGGCAUGGAGGGACGAAAGAAGAUGUUUGAUGCGGCUGGUGGAGGCCAGUGAGCCCUCAGCAGCUGGAAAGCCAUGGUCUUGCCAGAUAAAUUAAGACAUAGACAUGAUAUUGGCCAGAAACAUACUCUACACAAUUGCAAAUGCUUUGCUAACACUUAUUAUUAUGGUUAUUAUUAUUAACAGGUCAACAUAGCAGUAACUGAUCUGAAAAAGUAAACUGAUCCUUGAAGACAUAUAUGAUAUAUGGCAAUACUUGGCAUUCAUCUGACAGGGAGAGUUUUCCACGACCACUAUCGGGUCCUUAUAUACAUAUAACGUGUAAGGAAGGGUAGCCGGUGUACUAUUUGGUGGACCCUCAGGGAGUUGGACUACAUAAUCUUCGUAUAGGGAGUCAGCGGCCUUGCAUUUAUUUAUGCGAAUUCUACAUAACACACAUAUGGAUACAUAGUAUAUUAGAUUGUAUAAAUUAUGAAAGGCAAAUAAAGUGGCAAGAAAAUGAUGUGAACCUUUUGGAAUUAGCUUGUUUUCUGCAUUGAUUGGUCAUAAAAUGUGAUCUCAUCUUCAUCACAGUCGCAAGUAUAGAUAACACAAUGUGUGUUAAUCUAACAACACAAACAAUUAAAAUCGUUCAUGUUUUGAACACAUCCCAUUAAACAUUCACAGCGCAGUGGAAAAAGAAAGUUAACCCUUGGAUUUAAUAACUGGUUGAUCCUCCUUUGGCAGCAAUAACCUCAACCAAGAAUUUCCGAUAACUACUGAUUACACCUGCACAACGUUCUGAAGGAAUUUUGGACCAUUCUUCCUUACCGAACUGCUUCAGCUCAGUCAUAUUCUUAGGAUGUCUAGUGUGAAUGGCUCUCUUGAGGUCAUUCCACAGAAUCUCUAUUGGGUUAAGUUCAGGGGUCUGACUGGGCCACUCCAAAAGGUGGAUUUUCUUUUUUGAAGCCAUUCUGUAGUGGAUUUACUUCGUCAUUGUCCUGCUGCAUCAUCCAACUUCUACUGAGCUUCAGCUGUUGCACAGCCACCCUGACAUUAUUCUGUAGGAUGUCUUAAUAAACUUGGGAAUUAACUUUUCCCUUGAUGAUGGUAAGCAGUCCAGGCCCCGAAGCAGCAAAGCAGCCCCAAAUCAUGAUGCUCGCUCCACCGUACUUAACCGUUGGGAUGAUGAAUUUCAUGUUGGUAUGUGGUGCCCUUUAAAUGCCAUACGUAGUGCUGUGUGUUCUUCCCAAAAAAUUCAACCUCAGUUUCAAUAGUCCACAACAUCUCUUUCCAGUAGUGUUGUGGAGUGUCAAGGUAGCAGUGUUUUUGUUUGAAAGCAGUGGCUUCCUUUGUGUCCUGCCAAAGACACCAUGUCUGUUUAAUGCUUUAAGUAGAGUAGACUCAUGCAGAUGUUAAAUAGUUCCAAAGAUUCCUUCAAGUCUUUAUCUGUCACUCUAGGGUUCUUUUUUACCUCAUGGAGCAUUCAGCAGUGUGCCCUUUGAGUCAUCUUGGCUGGACGGACACUUCUAGGGAGAGUAGCCACAGUACUAAAUCGUCUCCAUUUAUAGACAGUUUGUCUAACUAUGGACAGAUGAAUAUCUAAUCUUUUUGAGAUAACUUUGGAACCCUUUCCAGAUUUAUGAAAAGCAACAAUUUUUAAUUGUAUAGUCUUCUGAGAUCUCUUUUUUGCAAGGCAUGGUCAACGUCAGCAGAGGCUUCUUGUGAAUAGAAAACUCAAAAUGUUUGCUUUUUAUAAGACAGAGUAGCUCUAACCCACAAUUCCAAUCUCGUUUCAUUAGUUGGAUGACAGGUUUGCCAUCUCCUGACUCUAAUUACCUUUUUUUGACAUCAUUAGCUUAGGGGUUCACAUACUUUUUCCAUUUUGAAUGUUUGAAUGUUGCAUUUAAUAUGUACAAAAAUAAUACAAUAAUUUCUGUGAUAUUUGUUAAAACAGAUUGUGUUUGUUCAUUAUUGUAUCUUUGAUGAGAAUCAAACCAGAUUUUAAGACUAAUUUAUAUGUAAAUGCAGUAUCUAAUUUCAAUGUAAUUUCAAAGGGUUCACAUACUUUUACUUGCCACUAAAUCCAUAUAAAUGAACUAUACUUUUAUAUCUAUCUAUCUAUCUAUCUAUCUAUCUAUCUAUCUAUCUAUCUAUCUAUAUAUAUAUAUAUAUAUAUAUAUAUAUAUAUAUAUAUAUUAGAUUUCUGUAUGGGAGAUCUGCUAUAGCAACAAUUAUAAAACUGAAGCUGCUCCCAAAUCGCAUACUUCUGCACUAUUCUAAACUUUUUUAUAGUGUAUAGUGUGAGUAGUAUGUUCCAACUGCAAAAUGCAACAAGAAGUGCACUAUGAGUGCCCGUACUAUAACUGAACCAACAGAGAAUGCAACACAUACUUGCGGAGCAUUAUGAAUGGUCGUUUGACUCAUUUCAGAAUGCAACAAUGUGUGAAAUCAAGUUAGCUUUGAAGCCUUUGUGUUCAGAUGAUUGCGUAGAGUAUUUUUUUGAUCCUUGUCAGGUUGUCAUUGCUUUGAAGAGUUAGAAAAAUAUGUCUUCUAGGUGUCAGCAUUAGGUGUUUUUGAGACCCAUCCCAAUUUGCAUUUGUUAGUCACUUCAUAUCAUGAUGUGUAUGCAUGACUAAGUAGACUUUAAAGAAUAUGUUUGGCUUCAUGACUUUUAAAUAUUUCAUACACAAUAUAUAGGAUAUGCGUAUGUGGUUGUGUGAUAAAAUUACGUCUUAACUUGGCAUUAAAAAUUGCAGAAUAAAGCAGAACAUGACUUAUAAUGUAUUCUUUCUCCAUUUAAGACUUAUUUAUUUUUAUAUUCCUCAAGGAAUGCUAAUAAUUAAUAAAACCAAUCCUAAUGGGAUCAAAUAGGAAUCCUACAAAAAUGAAAUACAAUCCAACUGGUUAAACUUGGAAACUCAUUAAACGUUGUCCAUUAGGAUCUUAUUGAGGAUUCUUUUUUUGAGCUUGGGUUUAAUAUGAUAGAAAAUCCAUUAGCAAACCAAUAGCAUUCUUUUUGACAAGGGUUGCUACAAUAACACUAUCCAGUUUUGAGAUCUGUGAUGAUAAAUACCCCAGCCAUUUC
Xyrauchen texanus (razorback sucker) is the source of this 3740-nucleotide messenger RNA. Its product is annotated as troponin I, slow skeletal muscle-like. The record is from RefSeq and is a predicted model, not a curated record. NCBI's taxonomy places the organism in Eukaryota, Metazoa, Chordata, Actinopteri, Cypriniformes, Catostomidae. Gene Ontology annotation, biological process: muscle contraction. The transcript is spliced from 8 exons. Bases 131 to 727 code for a protein of 198 amino acids. Gene Ontology annotation, cellular component: troponin complex.